Messenger RNA from Halichondria panicea, 13696 nucleotides. Its product is annotated as sacsin-like. The record is from RefSeq and is a predicted model, not a curated record. NCBI's taxonomy places the organism in Eukaryota, Metazoa, Porifera, Demospongiae, Suberitida, Halichondriidae. Bases 191 to 13471 code for a protein of 4426 amino acids. The transcript has 6 exons. Gene Ontology annotation, molecular function: Hsp70 protein binding.
CUGUGAAGGAGGCUACUAUACAUCUCAUGUACAAGGACUCAACCAGCCAGAAAGUUGAAGUGUCAGUUCAGAGAUUAAUAUCCCAUCAUAGAACUGACCACAGUUACAGGAAACUAAACUUCCUGGGUAAAAACUUCCAGGCAGCUAUAACAAGAAUCUCUAUUAGUUGUAUCAUGAAUCAGCUCUCUUCAUGAUGGAUGAAGAAGAAUUUGGACAGAAAAGGCCUCCCCUGUCUGUUACCAUAAAGGGAAUCCUUGAGAGGUAUCCUGAUGGACAAAUCUUCAAGGAGAUGAUUCAGAAUGCUGAUGAUGCUGGAGCUACAACAGUGUGGUUUUAUGUUGACGAGAGACAGCAUAGCACUUCCAACCUCCCUCAUCGUGGCUUGGCCAUGUUCCAAGGCCCGGCUCUGGUAGCUGCCAAUAAUGCCUGCUUUACAGAAGAGGACUGGAAGGGAAUACAGAGCUUGCAGCAGAGUAUCAAGGCCGAGGAUCCCUUUAAAGUUGGAAGGUUUGGGAUUGGAUUCAACUCUGUCUACCAUCUCACUGACCUGCCAAUAAUCAUCAGUGGCAAUCGCUUAGCUUGUUUUGAACCUCAAGAAACAGUGUGGAGAGGUGAAGCUGGGAAAGCAUUCACUCUGUCUCACCUUAUCGAGCAGAAAUCUGACUUUAUCACCCCGCUCAAUGGCUUGGCUGGUUUUGAAAACUCGGCCCGUUAUUCGCAGACUAUCUUCCGACUUCCAUUACGCACAAAAACAUCUAGUCUCUCGGAAAAUAUAUACAACAUUCAAAAACUGCAAGAGCUCCUCGAUGCUCUUAGAAAGGAGGCCAAGUAUUUGCUUCUGUUUUUGAAGUCAGUGUGCAAGAUCCAAGUAGUGCACAUCUCACCGAGUGGUCAGCACAGCACAUCCUUCUGUGUGGAAAUAGAUCCAGCUAAUCUAGUAUCAAUUACUUCCAAGCGUUGUUUGUUCAUGCAGCAACUUCGGCAGGCUCAUUGUCUACGGCCAUACUCAAUUUGCCAAGUAUUUUCAUUCACAGCUACUUUCACUGUAAUAGUGACUGAUAACAAUCAGAGGAGUAACCAAGCUGGCAAGAGCAAUUGGCUGAUAGCUAAUAAUGUCGGAUCAGCAGACACUGCAGUACAAGCAGCUGCAGCUAAGCAGCGUACCUUUCCGUGGGUUGGUACAGUAUUGGAGCUAGGUGCUAGUUCUGUUGGGGGUCGGAUAUUUUGUUUCCUUCCCAUGCCAGUGGAGGCUGCAUCUGGACUGCCAGUUCAUGUCAAUGGAACAUUUGGGCUCAACGACGAGAGACGUAGUUUAAAGUGGCCUGGAAUUGAGAGGAGGAAUGAUCCCACAGCAAAUUGGAACAAAAUUCUCGUUAGUCAGCUCCUCCCACCUUGUUAUGCUAUGCUACUAAUGGAGGCUAAGAAAUGUAUUUCUCAUGAUCAGUUCUAUAGAGCCUGGCCUGAUUUGGACACGGUCAAGCAACACUUUUCUGAGAUUCUCCAUCCUUUGUACAUUUCAUUGUUUCAGCAAGCAGUUGUUUGGGCUGAGAAGAUCGAAGCACUUCAAGUCCUUGGGAACUGGAUUCUCAUCUCUCAAGCAACGUUUAUCAGUGAAGACAGCAGACUUCCCUCCAUUGUGAAACGAGUUCUCACCAAUUCUGGUGUAUAUCUAGUCGAGGUCCCUUCAAACAUAUGGAGAGCAAUGUAUCACGCCAAGGUUGGUGUCACGGAGGUAUCUCCUAUGUUAGUUCGCUCCAAACUUCGCACCCACCCUGAAAGUUAUUCUAACAUUGACCCAAUUGGCAAGAGGGUGAUUUUGACGUACUGCCUCUCUGACAAUUGCUACAACGAUCUCAAAGGUUUAAAUCUUCUACCCCUAGCGAAUGGUAGCUUUACUAACUUCGAUACCACUUUCGGACAGCAAACCGUUUACCUUUGCUCUAAUGAUUGUCCGCGAUCCUUACUCCCUAACUUGAACCACUUACUUGUCGAUGCAUCAGAUGAUAUAAAUCUUCAACAAAAUUUGUAUUCUGUGGCUGCUCAACAACAAACAAAACUUCGACUCCUCACUGAGAGAGAUGUUGCUAGUCUCCUCUCCAAGGCUCUACCUUCAAGCAGGAGCAGUCUAGUGCCCAUGCCCCACCCUCAGAUUCCCUCCACUUGGCUUCAGACCUUCUGGAAUUGGAUGCAGAAUAAAAAUUUACAAUAUUUUGCUAACCAGCUUCUAAUUCCUUGCUACAUCUCCACCUCUAGCUCAACAAGAAGUUUUUGCCUUGCUCCCCUUAGCAGUGUACAGGCCGUGAUUUAUGUCAGCAGAUUUUCGUCUUGCUCUAGCAGUUUGCUCUCUGCUCUUUACAAAAUGAAUAUCAGAAUUUGCCUACAAAGUGAAUUCAGUUAUAUACAGCACAGGCAACUUUCAUCAUGCAUAAAGCAGCUAGACACAAACAACGUGUUAGAUGUCAUAGCAUCACAGCCAAAUUACGGAGGAAUUACUUUUACAGCUCCAGAAGCUGACAGCUUGAGAGUUUUUCUCAUAUCUAGCACUUACACACCUUCUCCAAUGAGAAUUAAUGUCUUAAAGAACAUUUGCAUAUUCUCGUCUGCUUCAAACUCAUCUGAAAAACUGUUUUCUAUUAACACAGCAACAUUGAAUUCUGUAACAAGACAAGUAGUAGGAGAACCAAACAACUGUGCUUUCAAUGUUGCAAACCUGCCUUCAAACUUCAUUGUUCUGUCCCGAGGAAAUCAGUAUCAGCUGCAGCUAUUGCAAUCCUUAACUAUCUCUUUUCCAUCAGAUUGCAAACUUCUUGUUGAUCAUGUGUUUCCGCUCAUUAAAAGCAGGACAUUCCCAGACCACCUCAUCGACAACAUAAUGUCAGAAGUACUGGCCAUGUUUCCAGUCCUCAACUCCAGAGAGUACAAUAUUAAUAUGGCCAGUCACCUUCAGGGCUUACAAUUUGUAAAGACAGCUAAUGGGCGAAAGAGUCCUUUGGAACUAUUUACGCCUUUUGAUUCAGAUAUUUUGAGCCUGUAUAGCGGAGAUAAUGUAUUCCCUCAGGCUCCUUACAACACGUAUGAGAGAGUUCAAACUUUAAAAACCUGUGGUCUCCGUGUCGCAGUUACCCCACAACAAGCCCUUGACAUUGUCUACUCCAUUAGUUGUUCCCACAGCACACGUCCACAACAAGUCGAUAGCGUAAAGCUAAGUCGGGCCAAGGCAGUGCUUAAUUACAUAAGCACACCUACUUUUCAAAAGCAAACUGGUGGACACUAUGUAGUAGCUAAUGAUCGUUAUCGAAAUUACACCUUCUCAACUGCUCUUAAGCAUCUAGCUACUAACUGGAGCUGGCUCCCAAUUCUCAGUGAUAAGCCGUCCGGCUAUCCUGAGAAUAUGUCAUGGAAAGGGCAAGGCCUUAGUUCACAUUUUAUUUCUCUGAGCAACUCCAUAGUUGCACCUUUGGAGCAAAGUACUCUUCCCUACCUAGUUGGCUCACAGGCCUAUAUUGUAUCUCCUACUGUUGCCCAUUAUAUUGCCGAUAUGCUAUCAACUGAUUCUGGUAGUCUUUCACAGUAUGUGGUCGCUCACUAUAAAGAGAUACUCACACUCAAGGAUCAACUCUCUGCAGAUGUUAUGAACUGGCUUGUUCUUCAAGUGUAUGGCUACAUGAACAGUCAAGGUGCUUCCUAUCGUGCAUCAUUAUACUCUAUUCCAGAAUGGAUAUAUAUCAAGAAAGACAGGAAGUUUGUAGCUCCAGCUGUAGUAGCUUUAAAGCAAAAAUCUACUUUCAAGCGUGACCUUGAACCGUACAUUUACGUUCUACCCGACACCCUAUCUGAAUUUUCCAUACUUUUUGGCUCAGCUUCUAGAAUCUCAAAAAACGUUAGUCAAGCCCAGAUCUUGUCCAUCCUCAAGAUGAUCAGAGACAAUGUACAAGCUAAUGUUCACCAAACAAAUGCUAUAGAAUCCUGGAGUACAGUCAUGAGCAUUCUUAACUGGCUUACGAACGAUGGAAACCAGAAUGUUCCCGAUGAAGUUAUGCCAGAAGAUGUUCUGGUACCAGUGGAGACACAGUCUGCAUGGCCCCAGCUAGUUCAAGCUUCGGAGGUGGUGUACACAGACAAUGACUUCCUAAAGGAUUACCUGCAAUCGUCUGAGGAAGAACACUCCAACCAAUUUGUGCAUGACCACAUUUCUGCUAGCCUGGCUCAUAAUCUUGGUGCAGUUCCGUUGUCGGAGUCUUUGGAUAUUUCUGAAGACACAUUUGAAGAUGCUGGUCAGCACGAACCACUCACCACUCGAUUGAAGAAUAUCCUCCGAGACUACAAAGAUGGACUCACUAUUAUCAAGGAACUGUUGCAAAAUGCUGAUGAUGCAGAGGCUACUGAAGUGAACAUUUGCUAUGAUGCUAGGCAGCAUGAAGCAAAUCCAAAGAAACUGUUCUUCUCAGGAAUUGCUGAAGCUCACGGUCCUGCUCUUAUCGUUCACAACAAUCGAACCUUCUCAGAUGAUGACUUUAAGAAUAUAACCAAGCUAGCAGCAGCAACCAAGCAGGAUAAAGCUCUCAAAAUUGGCAAAUUUGGAAUAGGCUUUUGCUCUGUGUACCACAUGACAGAUGUUCCGUCCUUCAUCAGUCGAGAUUACUUGUACAUAUUUGAUCCUACUCUUUCUUACUUGAAGAAAGAAGUCAAAAAUCCUGCACAACCUGGAAAGAGAACUAAAUUUACGCACAGGCUUAUAUCUGGCUCAAAGCAGUUAGAUCCGUACAUAGGUCUGUUUGGAUUCGAGAGAACACACAGUUAUCAAGGUACAUUGUUCCGAUUGCCUUUCCGCACAAAUGCCAGUGUGCUUAGUGGGACUUGCUAUACUGAAAACACUUUUACAGAUCUCGUGUCAGCCAUUAAAGAAUGUAGCUCCAGCUUACUUCUCUUUUUGCAACAUGUGAGAACAAUUACUUUCCAGCGAAUCGAUCCUGGCCAAAAUGCUCCAGUAGUCCUGUUGAAAAUAUGCCGUGAGAGUAUUCACUCCCCCAUUUCUCUUCCUACUGGAGUUGAGAUUCAAAGUUUGUCUUGUACAGGAGGGGCACAGGAUGUAAGUAAAAACUGUCAUUGGCUGAUUUCCCAAGCAAAUGAAAGAGAUUGCCAGAAGAUAUACUACACUGCCACAGUUGCUUGCCCGUUAGGCACUUCUGGUAGCUACAGUUUGAACGAAAGUUUCCCAGGAGAGAUAUUUUGUUUCCUACCGCUCUCUCAGAAGUCAGGGCUACCAGUUCACAUCAGUAGCAACUUUGCUGUGAUCAACAAUCGCCGAGGCAUCUGGACUUCUGACGAAGCUACCUCACAGACAGGCAGAGAAGUCGCAUGGAAUAUCACUCUAAUGCAAGGGGUCAUUCCAAGAGCUUAUCAUACACUUUUGAUAGCACUGAAAGGAAUGAACAUCCAGGGCUAUAUUUUCCAUGGUUUGUGGCCACAAAAGACAAAAUUAUUGAAUCAAAAUCCAUGGAAGUAUAUGGUAUCACAGCUGUAUGUACUGAUUUCAUCAGACCAACUUUUCUACUCAGAGUACCUAAAGCAAUGGUUACAUUGCAAUCAAAGCAGAUUUCUUGCUCCUGGAAUCUUGUGUCAGUCAUCAGAGCAAUCUUCAACUCCUCAAUGUGUUACUAGAGUUGUCAAGUAUCUAUACCUGCCAAUAGUUGAACUACCUAUCACAUUCCAUUCUUACUUCAAUUUGAAAGAAGUUACAAUUGAUGAACCCGCUUUCACCAAAAUUUUUUUCCAGAACUUGAAAUCUCUUGAGUCGAUCCUCAGCACUCGCUCUGAGGUAAUUCAGUACAUGCUUGAGGUGUAUGCAGCUGAGUAUGAUAAUGAAACAGAACGGAGCUACUUGUUGGAUGUUUACUUCAAGAAUUAUGCCUCCAUACCAUGUACCCCUGACGGCAAAGUACUCAGAAAAUGCACUGAAGUUGUUGACCGUGAUGCUGAUUUUGCUCCUCUGUAUGAUAAGUCUGAGAGCUGUUUUCCUAUUGACGAACUAUCGGAAAGGCAUCUUUCCGGCACAGCCUUGCUUGAUCUUGGUAUGAUAAGUGAAGCUAUUCCAUAUGAUAUGCUUGUGGAGCGUGCUCGUACUAUUCCGACUUUAUAUUCAUCCAACAAAACCAAAGCUUUAAAGCGUGCAAAACUUGUUCUGUCAUCAUGUACCAAAGUUGUUAGGGCAGCAGAAUUGCCACUUACUAAACGAAAGAACGCUAAAUCUCGAAGUUUACCAUACCAGAAACCCAUCAGUAGUGGGGAGCUAUCUUCUAUUCCAUUUUUACCAGUGCUUCCAAAACCAACAGGAUACCUUCUUCCAUGGAAAGGAGAUGGGCAUGAACUCAUGUGUGGUAAAGAUUUGAUGAUUGUAGGCCAAGAUAGGUAUAGAGGAAGUACCGGUAUCAAUCCUGAUCUUGCUGGGUCCCAAGUUACAUUUGUGAAUGAAAACCGUGUUGAAGAUGGAGGCUGUGGGUAUAUCAACCAAGAUAGUCUUUCGGUGAUGAGCAUACGAAAAUCACCUUCCAUGGAUGAAGCUAUUGCACAACUUGCUGAGAUACAAGGAGUGUUUGAAUCUCAACUGCCUACUGUAACACAAGAGUUGGUGGAAAGUAUUGAUAGAAUGUGCCGUCAAUUGUAUGGUUUCCUUGACAAGCAACUUGAGCCUGAGAAAGUUCAUACAUAUUUUCCGUGGCAUUCAAAACAAGAGCCAUCAGGUAGAAAUCAGAAGGAAAUUCAGCACCUGCAAAUAUCAUCUGUGUGGACUGGGAAGCAGUUCGUCAACAAGGAGGUUGUUGGAAGUGACUGGAGCUGUGAUGGUCCCUAUCUAUACAAAGUACCAGCAAGUUUAUCAUCGAGGAAACACUUGAUUGAAUCUUUGCAGUUGAAGAAACAUUUUUACCUGAAGGACAUUGAGAAAGCUCUUAAAGCUAUGAAGAGCGAUUUUAAAGACCAACCAGUAGAUAAGCAGUGCCAGGCCGUGCUACAUUCUGUUGUAACUCUGCUUCACCAUAUCGAACUGAAUCCAGUAACUAUCCCCACACUUAUGCUUCCUGGUGAAGAUUAUGUCCUGCACAAGUCAAACACACUGGCCUAUAAUGACGUAGACUGGGCACCAAAGGACCCUAAGUACACUUACGUACAUGACACCAUUCCACCAAGCCUGGCAAAGAAACUGGGCGUGGUACCAGCAAGAAGUAGAAUCCUGGAGAAAUUUGUGAGCUCUUCAUCCAGUCAAUUUCAGAGUAUCAAAUUCGGCCAGCAUGAAGAACUAACUAGCAGGAUUCAAAACAUAAUACGAGAUUAUCCGUUUGAUAUCACAAUUCUUAAAGAACUUCUCCAAAACACUGAUGAUGCCAAGGCAACUAAAAUGUAUAUCAUUUUGGACAUGAGGACUCACGGAAAUCAAGGAAUACUAUCGCAGAAUUGGGAUAAACUUCAAGGCCCAGCUCUUCUAGUUUGGAAUGACAGUGUCUUUUCUGAGAAAGACUUGGUAGGCAUACAGAAAUUGGGGCUUGGGAGUAAACGCACUGACUACGAAAGUAUUGGUCAGUACGGCAUCGGCUUCAAUGUUGUUUACCACCUCACUGAUUGCCCUAGCUUCAUCACUGGAGGAGAAACUAUGUGUGUGCUGGAUCCACACUGUAAGUAUGUGCAUGAAGCUAAUGUGCUCUAUCCAGGACGAAGAUUUGAAGGUUUGAGUCAGGGCUUCUGGAAAUUAUUUCCUGAUAUGAGCUCUGCUUAUCUGCAGUCUGGCCUUGAAAAUUGCCCUCCUGAGCUUAGUGGUGGCUCUUUAUUUCGAUUUCCUUUAAGGCACACAGAACAGCAUUUGAGAGACUCACAAAUUGUCGCUAGAAAUAAGAACGGAACUCCAGUUGGUGUACCUAUAACAUCUAGAAGCAUGCUUAAAAUGCUUCAAGAUUGGGCACCCAGUAUGAAAGAAGCAAUGCUUUUUCUCAAUAAUGUCACAGAACUAAAAUUCAUGGUUAUAGGAGAAAAUAGGAAGACUAUAGACAUCAUGAAUAAGUAUUGCACUGAAGUUGACGAUUCAGUUCAAAAGAGUCGCCUACAGCUUCAUAAAGCAAUGUCUGACUUUAACAACAAGAAAGGAAACAAAUCUCUUGUAAUCAGAUACCCCUUAACCAUUAGUGACAUACGUUUCUCAUCUGGAAAGGAAGUUUCAACGGUCGAAAAGUGGUUAAUUCAACAGGGGCUGGGAGAUAUGGAGAAUGAACAACAAACGUGGAGUUUUGUUGAAACGAUCAAGCCAAGACAUGGGAUUGCAGCUCCUAUCUCAUUGCCUCCACGUCCCAGACCAAUGACACCAUACACUCAAGUUUUUCUAAAGACUGCACUAUCAAGCGAGGAAAAAUUCAGGGGCAAAGUGUUUUGCUUCUUGCCUCUACCAGUUACAUCAAAACUGCCGGUGCAUGUGAACGGAAACUUUAUUCUGAACUCAACCCGUAGAAACUUGUGGAGUUGUACAGAGGAGGAGAGACAAGAUGACCGAUCUGUUUGGAACAAUCGAUUGUUUCAAGCGAUAUCCUCUUCGUACGCAAUUCUUCUUGAGCAUUCUCAAUCUUUUUAUGUAUCCACUGAGCCGUACAAGGGAUGGCUCACAGUGAAUCAUGAUAUCAGGAAGUACUAUGAGAUAUUUCCAUAUUCUUCUGAAUUAGACAAAGUUUUCAAAAAAUUUGCAGAUAGUGUUUAUGAGAAACUGGUUUCCCACAACAAAAACAUUAUGGCGGUAGUGGACAAGAAAUACUCCGCAAGUAUUUCACCAUUGUCAACUAGAUCAAAGAAUACUACUAGUGAGUCAAAACAAUUGCAAGUAAUUUGGUAUCCUCCUAAAAGCCGUGAUCCAUCCACUCAAGUAUACUUCUGGUCAUACGUUUCUAGCAUUGAUGAAGAGUGGAGAGAAAUAAAAACAAUUCUGGAAAGCAUAGGCAUGAAACUGACAGCAGCAAGUCAUUUUAUUCAAGCUCAACUCAACGAAUUCAUGAAGGAGGGUACCAAGAAGAUUGAAUCUACCAGCCCGCAAACUGUAUUCGAGUACUAUUCAACAUUUUGCUCUCAGGCAAGCAACACAAGACAGUUCCCAUGUGCUAUCAGUGACACUGUUUUUAGAGAUGUGUCUAGAUUUAAAAUGUUUACUGAAUACCUCCUACGAGACACUAUAUGUACAACUGCUAAGGUAUCACUGAUUCCCUCAAGGAUUAAAGCCAGUCCAGAACCUACAAACCCAUCGGAAUUCUCAAGUGAACCGUUUGGUCACCCCCUUCUCUUAACUGCAGAUGGUCAGUUGAGGAGAUUCCAACAAGAAGCGAAGGUUAUCAAGUCAAUUUUUUCUGAGCUUUUUCCCAGUGCCUCCGAGUGUUUUGUCCACCCUAAAAUGAUAGAGGUUGCAUACAGCUGUGACUAUUUUAUAGUCUGUCAGCCAUUGUUAGACAAUUCUUACAGUAUGGACCUUGUCAACAGGCUUCUAUUCCAUCACUUACCCAAGUGCCUGAAAACAAAACGAGUACUACAGCUUCCUCCAGAAUUGUCAAAGGACCAGUUGUACACAUAUUGGAAGUGCUUUUCAUCAGAUUCUGUUUUUAGUUUCCACAUGCCCACUUUACUCAAACAAUGGGCUCUUUUACCAAGUACAUGUGGCAGUCUCCACUCGUACAGUGACUCGCUUGUUCCUGUUUAUCCAGUUACAAAGCAUGAAACGGAAGCCUCUUCGCUCGUUCUCGAAGUGUAUCAAGUCCUACAAAAGGCAGGCAUGCCUAUCCUGGAUAUCAAAGUUGUUGGCUUUGCUAAACUAUCUUGCCCAGUUCUAUCUAAUGUGUGUGAUAUUUUAAAGGCAAUGUUUUAUCUUAAUCAAAAGAAGGACUUGUCUGUGAUUAUUGGGAAGAACAUUAGAACAAUGGUGUCGUAUCUCAAACAAAUCGAUUUUAGGAACAAUCCGGAGAGUCUUAAGUAUGUCAAGUCUCUUCCUCUGUUUGAGUGCGUGGAUGGUGAAUUCAGAGCUUUACAUGAUAAAUCAGCUUAUGUCUGGCCAUGUGAAGCCAGUGAUGUUGGCUACUCUGAAUGGAGUGAAUGUGUUCCAAUGGCUGUUUUCGUCAAAACUGGUUUAUGGGAACUCCUUGGUUCUCCAGAAACAUUACUUAUUACUGUGCUCUCUGUAGAAGAGUUAUACAGCAAAUUCAUUUUCAAAAACUUCCAUGUACUUGAUGAGCACAGUAGAUACAGUCACCUUGCCCAUAUCAGAGAUGAAUUAUUUGACAUUAUCAGUGUUUGUGCAAGCAAUAAAUCUAAGCACAACAAAAACAGGGAACGAGCUGCAACCUUUAUCUGUGACUUAAAAAGACUCAAUUGUAUUGGUGAAGAUGUCUUGAAACCAGUGAGCAGCUAUUGCAACCAUGAAGUCGAGAUUUUCAACACUUUCAGUGAGUACUUCGAUUUUCUCCCUGCCUACUUUAAAAGUGCAUGGAAAGAAUGGCUCAAGUUCUUCAUGGAGUUAGGACUGAAGUGCACAGUUACAAUGGAACAAUUUUUGCUGUUUUGCAAUAAUACUGCCAACGGUAAGCAAAAAGAACCUGUGCAAGCUUCCAGUGUUCUUCUUAAGUAUCUGUUUUCUGACAUUGCGAAGGAAGCUCAGUGGCAUCAGAACAGAGGUUUUCUUGAACAAGUAGCCAAGAUACCAUUUGUGCCUACACUAUCUCUUCCAGCAAUCUCCUGGAUUCGACCUGCACAAUGUGGGUCAAACACUAUCAUGAUUGAUCGACAGCGUCACUCACUUGUACAACUCAAUGAAGUAGCCACUUCUAACUGUGCUGUUCUCUUGUGGACGGUUAAACCGAUAGUAACAUUUCCCGCAAACUGGAUGCCUUUCUAUGUUGCUGAGCAUGCUCAAUUGGCAAAUAUGCUUGGUAUUACAUAUGAAGCCGACAGUUCAGAUGUGAUAAGUAACAUCAGGAACAUAUGUUCAUCAUCAAAAUUUACUAACAUUCAACACUUUGAUCAGUACCCAGGGAAUAAUAAACCUCCUUCGGAGACAAGUAAGUCACUCAUGUCCGUCAUGGUGGAGCAUGUCAAGUUUCUCCAUCAUAAACACAGCUUGAAGAAACUUGAUGAUGAUGCAGUACGUCUUCUCAGCAAUACUCCUUUCAUUCCAGUUUAUAGUACAUUUGAAGCGACUCAUCAUUGGCAAGUUAUCCUUGUGGAACCAAGUAGAGUUUUGCAGAGUGGAGUGAGCAAAGUUUAUCACCCAUUUCUCCAUAACCUCGACAAACAAAUGUCAGGCUGUAUUCAUUUGUUACAAGAUCUUGGAGUUGGUUCUUCUGUAAGCCUGCAUCAUAUUCAACUGGUGUUACAGAUGGCUUUCGAUCGCUCAUCAGAGCAAACCCUUGAGCCAAAGACGAGAGAGUGUGUUAUAGCAGCACUAAAAAAGCUCAUUGAGCUUUUGUCUUCUACAUCAUUCGGUUCUGGUGAUAAGUAUGUAGAGGAGCUACUUUACCCGCUAUACCUACCGAAUCAUAACAAUAAAUUGGCCCUUUCAACAACACUAUUGUAUGCCGAUGAUGUAAAUUUCAAGGGAAAAUUUCAUCCAAAACUUGAAAAUACUAUAUAUUCUUUAUUGCGAAUCAAAGCACCAAAGGAUGGUAUUUUUAUGUUUGAGAGCGAAUUCUGCAAACUCCUUCCUAGUAAAGUUAGGCCAUUGGGAUUGUCAACCCUGUGUUCUCAAACAGUCUUGUUGGACUGCAAAGCUACUGAACAUAGUGAUGCGGGAACAGCAUUGAAAGAAACAUUUUCAAUGACACCCAACUUGCCAAAUGCGAUAGCUGCUUGUGUGACCUAUUACGAAUCCAGCACAUCGUUGGAGACGAUUACGUCUAUUGCAUCAGAGUUUCUUAGCAACUUGGAAAUAAUAACACUCAACCACCUGCGAGUAGCAAUCUGUUUCAAAGAGACUCUGUCCCAACAGAAACUUGGAAAUUUGGACACAGACUUUUUUAUUGAGGUAGUCGAAGAGACAUUCAGCGGAUGCUUAUAUCUGGACUCACAACUCAAAAAGAAUUCUCAUCGUUUUUUGACCAUUCAUAAAGCAUUAGCAAGUAGACUGCUGCGUUUAAUUCGUCUUAGGUUGGAGCAACCAAGUGCAAUGACCAGUGAUGUUUAUGAAAAACUGCACAGUGUACUUUGUAAGCUGCUGAAUGCACAGAAUUAUGGAGAAAUCAAGGAAAUUUUAGACUACGACAGUAUUCCUCUUACUGGAGAAGGAACGGAGGAAGCCACAUUCAAACUGGGUAAAGAUGUUCCUGAAUGUUGGCAUCAUAGACUCGAUCAAACAGUUGAGAAUGUUUUCCACCCUGGGGAGAUAGUGGGAUAUGAAAUGAUGGAAAAUCACAUUAUUUUUGUCCAGAUUAUGCAUCCAAUUCUUUUGGAUGGCUACGACAGCUUUGACUCGAUUCCCCCUGUCAACAUGAGGUAUGUAAUAUUGACAGAUUCAGACAAUGAAGAAGGUGUGGAAGUGGGAGUACUCGAGCUGUACAAGUUCUUAACAGGUUUGAAAACUGAUAAACCGAAACCAGCUGAGGGAGAAAAUAGAAUUGAAGUGUAUGAGGGAGAAUCUGAAAUAGUCCAUUUGCAGCAAAAACUAAGAAGAGAAAAUGUUAAACAGAUCAUUCUAGAUCUACAACGUCAGCUUUCAGACAUAUGGAAGCUCCCAGAAGAAGACAGGAAAAGAGCUAUUAGACGUCUCUGCCUUAAGUGGCAUCCAGACAAGAACCUGGAAAAUCCAGUUUUAGCAGAAGAAAUCUUUAAAUUUCUUAAUUCUGAGAUUUCAAGGAGAAAUGCCAGUAAUGAUGUUGACUGGGACGAUCUCGGAAGAACUGCCCGACGUCAAAGAGAAAGUUAUAAGCAAGAGCAAGAUUCAUCAAGACCUCGAGGAGGAUUUGGAAGCACUUCCUGGGGAGGUGGAUCUGCAUCUGGAAUGCCAAAAUUCGAAGAGGAGAAUCUUCGUCCUGAAAGAAAUCCUGCUGAAGGAAGACGCUGGUUUAAGCAAGCUGAGGCUAAUUUUAUGUCUCUUGUUACAUUGUUCACAGAGGCAAUUAAUGAGAAAAAGCUAUGUGCCGAUGUCUGCUUUAUGGCUCACCAAGUAGCGGAGAAAGCUCUCAAAGGAGGAAAGUAUUUUGUGUGUGGUUUAAGUGACAACUCGAUGAAAUCUCACAACAUCAGCACCCAUGCGUACGGUCUACAGUCUGAACGCCCUGGAGAGACUCACGGACUAGCCAAUCACACCACGCCCUUGGAAAGCUACUACCUCAACCCAAGAUACCCCAAUCGCUGGUCGUCUGGUAUUGUACCAGCUGACAUGUACAACUAUGAGCAGGCCAAGCAAGCCAAGGAUCAUGCCGAGGCUAUACUGAGAAUUAUCAAGAAUAUCGUAGAGUCUAUUUAACUAAAACAAUAUUUUGUUGUUGGACAUUGCAUUAUUAUUAGAUUAGAUCUAGCAACUUUAUUUUUCUUGGAUUAUAAUUAUGUUAUAUUUUGUGGGUACGUUGCAGUUAUACACAACAGUAGAAACGUUUGUUUGUGCACCCAUUUAUGUUACCUGAUCAGUGCUUGUGGUAGCUAUAGGAUGUUGAUGUGUAAGGACAGGUGGCAAAACUGGCCAUUUUUGUUA